Messenger RNA from Postia placenta MAD-698-R-SB12, 1347 nucleotides. RefSeq lists its product as hypothetical. Gene Ontology annotation, cellular component: nucleus; cytoplasm. The record is from RefSeq and is a predicted model, not a curated record. The transcript has 4 exons. NCBI's taxonomy places the organism in Eukaryota, Fungi, Basidiomycota, Agaricomycetes, Polyporales, Adustoporiaceae. Gene Ontology annotation, biological process: snRNA import into nucleus. The coding region runs from base 1 to 1347 and encodes 448 amino acids.
AUGUCGCACGAUCGAAAAACAAGCUACAAGGUGCCUCCUGCGGCUGUGAUAAAUCCACUGACAUCGCAGGAGCACCGUAGACAGAAACGUCGCGCAGAGCGUUUUGACUCCACCAGACAACUAGAUUUUUUCGCCGAUCUCACCCUUGGUCCGUCCGAUGAGGAGGCAGAUGAGGACGACAGCGCAAAACACGAACCCGAGAUUGUUCAUGAAGGCGUUUCCUCCUUUGCCAGCAUGCUUCCGUCGUCAGGUCUCUCAGAGACUACUUUCUCCAGCACAGCCGCCGCACAGACUCAAUCUUCGUCGGAGACGAAAGACAUAUCGAUGAAAGAAAAAAAGCGAGGUAAGAAGCGCAAGGGUAAGGCGCGGCAAGACGCGCAAGGACCAAAGAACAAGAAUCUCGGCCGCUGGGCAGACAAGUGCAUGUACGCAGAGCUCCUCGAGAUGAUCGAGGAUGCGGAAAUUAUCAUGCCAAUCCACGACGGUAUACCCGAGGACAUCGAAACCGGCUGGGUCGCCGUCACACCCGUACCCGCUGGCAAGCGCUGUCUUGCUGUCACACACCAUACCUCUGGGAUCGCCGGUAUAGCUCCCAAUCUGACACUACGCUCCCGAGUGCUUGGCAAACCCCUCAUGAAGCCCUUCCCGUCUCCGCUCCCACCUCAGACGGUGCUUGACUGCAUCCUGGACGAGAACUGGCGAGAGAACGGCAUCCUGCACGUGCUUGACGUCCUCAAGUGGAAAGGUCAAGACGUCGGAGAAUGCGAGACACCCUUCAGGUUCUGGUGGCGAGACACGCGCCUCUCUGAGCUCACGCCGUUCCCGCCCCCACCCAGCGCAGCUGAUUUCCAUGCACAGGAUGCACCAAAGUCCUCUAGCGAGUCAUCUCGUUACCAAUUUCCGCACCCCAACACCCUUCUUCCCAUUCCAUAUCACACGAACACUACCCUUUCGCACCUCGCGAACGCACUGAUCCCCAUGACGCGCGCUCCGCGCUGUGUUUCGGUCUCCAUUCCCAGUGCCGAUCAGCAUGAUGCACCCGCGAUGGAUCUCGAUGCAGCGCCGGCGCCCCUCAUCCAGCUACAAACAGUCCCGGCGGAGAUCAAGUCCGAUGGGCUGCUGCUAUACGUUGCGCAAGCGACGUACGAGCCCGGGACGAGUCCAUUGAGCAGUUGGGUGCCACUGCAAGGAUACGCGACUUCUGCGGACGCCCGGAACCCUGGGAACGAGCGCAUUGACAACGCUGCAGAGAGCCCGUUGGUGGUGUUUGAACGGUUGGUGAAGCGCAGGCUAAGCAUAGGCGCUAGUGAGAGUUCGCCUGAAGUCAGUAUGGAAGAGAAUAUGUGA